Molecule: messenger RNA, 732 nt
Organism: Plasmodium gonderi
Lineage: Eukaryota; Apicomplexa; Aconoidasida; Haemosporida; Plasmodiidae
Exons: 1
Coding region: 1-732 (243 amino acids)
Biological process (GO): intracellular protein transport; vesicle-mediated transport
Cellular component (GO): clathrin coat of coated pit; clathrin coat of trans-Golgi network vesicle
Molecular function (GO): structural molecule activity
Source: RefSeq, a predicted model, not a curated record
AUGAGUGAAAUGAACGAUUUCGAUCAAUUCAACCUUAACGCAUACGAUGAUACCAAUAGGGUAGUAACUGGAGAAAAGAACAUUAUGAACAAUGGGGAACGUAGCAUUAAUGAAGAAUUAGGCUUAUCAAAUGAACUGAAUGAUAACCAUAUGGAGGAAGACCAUAACUAUAACCACAUAAAUAUGUCACUUAACAGUAUAUACAGUGACAUGAAUGUUACUAAAAGAGAAAUAGAAGAAAGCUAUAGUAAUAGUAGCAAUAAUUACAAAUUUGGAGAUAACAAAGUUGACAGCUCUAAUAACUGCAGCAUGAAUAAGUACGACUCACUUUUUGGAAAAGAAAAAAAGCUGUCUUUUGAAAAUUCGUAUGAACAAUUUUACGAAAAGGAAUCUGAUAUAUCAGACACAGAAGUAUCUACCACUUGGCAAAGCGAAAGAUUAAAAAGAAUUGAGGAAAGAAAAGAAUACGAAAAAAAUAAAAAAAUUGAAAUAAAAAAAAAAGCUGCAGCAGAUUUAAAAAAAUGGUAUGAAGAAAUGGCUAUUCUAAUCGAAGAAAAAAAAAAAUUGUCCAAAAAAAAAAUAAAUGAAGAAAAAAGAAAGGAAGAAAAUCUAGAAAAUAAAACUUGGUUAAAAAUAUCGCAAUAUUUAGAUCUAGACAAAGGGGAAUAUUUUAAAGAGAAUAGUAGAAUGAAACAGGUUCUCUUAAAGUUAAUGAAAAGUGAGGGUUCAUGA